Astyanax mexicanus (Mexican tetra) is the source of this 4760-nucleotide messenger RNA. RefSeq names its product CCM2 like scaffold protein (gene ccm2l). The record is from RefSeq and is a predicted model, not a curated record. The transcript has 10 exons. Gene Ontology annotation, biological process: heart morphogenesis. Bases 268 to 2136 code for a protein of 622 amino acids. Lineage: Eukaryota; Metazoa; Chordata; Actinopteri; Characiformes; Acestrorhamphidae.
UGUGUGUGUUGUGAGUGCUCAGCACAGAGGUGCUGCUGGAGAGUUUAGAUUGGACUCUCUGGUGGAGUUUCCUCUCUAACAGGAAGCUGAUUUCCUGCACUUGCUGUGGCGUCCUGCCCGACUCCAGGGGGCUAACAGACGAAGAUCAAGCCAGUCCUGCCCACACACACACACGUUCACACACACACACACACACACACACACACCCAUUCCCAUGCAUUCACACCACCACAGAUACAAACACACUCGCUCACAGCAUCAGACGACAUGGACUAUGAACCCAAGAAGGCCAAAAAGGGAUUUGUUUCACCUAUUAAGCGCCUGGUCUUCCCCAAGUCAGCCCGGAGGCAGGCAGACAGAGGCAGUGUGUAUCGCAGGCCUCUCCACACGGUGCCUCUCUUCCCACCUGACUUCCUCAUCCACCCUGAACGCCUCAUCUACGACUAUGUGGAGAAAGAGGUCAAGUUCCUGGGUCAUCUGACAUGGGUGUCGUGCUCCCUGAACCCCUCCAGCAGGGAUGAACUGCUGCAGCUUCUCGACACUGCCAGGAAGUUGAAGGUUCUGCCUCUGCAGACAAGUGUGGAGCAGGACUGCAUCCUCAGUCUCUCUGCACGCUGUCUGUUGCUCACCUGGAGAGACAACGAGAAGCUGCUGCUGCGCAUCCCCACACAUGAGAUUGCUGCUGCCUCCUACCUGAGAGAUGAUGCACUGCACCUUCUGGUGCUUAAAACAGGUCUGAAUGUUGACACUGUUCUUGCCAGCGGUUCUCUUGAGAAAAGACCUACAGGUCUUGAGACCCGCAGGCAGACUGUAAGCAAUGCUGACCCCCGGCCUGCAGGGGGCACUAUGGAGAGGCGGCACACCAUCUGUGGCGUGGACUGGAAAUCCUCUCGCCAUGAGUCCAAACAGAGUGGCACCAACACAAGUGGAGCAGGAACUGUAGGAGGUGGGGGCAACAGUGGUGGUGGUGGUGGUGGUGGUAGUCUGGAACGGAAGCAAGUUGGGGGCAGCUGGGAGAGACGCCAAACCCGGAAGCCAUGCGGAGGAAGCUGGGAGAAGAGACCCAUGAGUGGAAGCUGGGAGAGAAGGAUUGUGGGGGGAAGCUGGGAGAGGCGUGGUCCAGCAGGAGGAGGAGUUGGGGGAAGUUGGGAGAAGAGGCACGGGCCUGGAGGCAAACCUGGGGGUAGCUGGGAAAGGAAACAUGGGCAGGGGGGAAGCUGGGAACGCAGGCACGCCUGCAUGGGGAGCUGGGAAAGGGGCAAGUCUUGUGGCAGCUGGGAGAGGAGAAACCACAACCCACUGGAACCCAUCCCAUGCCCUGAUGCUUACUGCAACCUGGUCAUACUGGCUGUGGAGAACAGGGAUGCUGCAGAAGAGUACUGCGCCCUCAUCUGUCAGAUGUUUCAAAUCAUCUACGGACACCAGACUAUCGAGUGUGUGGACAGAGCGGGGUAUCACUACACCAUGCCUGAUCGCUACUGGCUGCAGAGGAGUGACAGCUGCCUGACAGAUAUGACAUAUGGAUAUGAUACGGACUUCAGCGGCUGCAGCUCAUACGAUGGCUCUCAGGACGCCUUCGAGUCCUACUACAGCGAGAACUACAGCGAGAGCUCCUCCCUCUCCUAUCAGGACUCCCAUCGCAGUCUGGCCUCCAUACACAGCGACUCGGAGCCCAGCAGUGCUAGUCUACAGCUCAUGCAGGAGUACAUGAUUACGUUGCGGAGUAAGCUGAUGCCUCAGGAGAUCCAGCAGUUCGCCCUGUUGCUGAGGGAGUACCGCGUAGGUGCUCCCAUACAUCAGUUCUGCUCAGACCUUCUGCAGCUCUACGGAGACUCGCGCAAGUUCCUUCUGCUAGGUAUGAGGCCCUUUAUCCCUGAUCAGGACGUGGGGACCUUCGAGACAUUUCUAGAGGGGAUCGGCAUCCGAGAGGGCGGCAUCCUGACGGACAGUUUCGGAAGGAUCAAGCGCAGCAUGAGCAACACGUCAGCUACAGCCGUGCGGGGUUACGACAGCUGCUCCCUGCCGUGCGGCUCACACGACUUCAACCGCAGAAUCACUGACAUCACGCACGACAUCGAGGCACUGGGCUUUGAGGAAGGGGAUGGAGACAUCGAGGAGGAGGACUACUAUCUCUGAGAGAUGAUGGGAUGAAAGAAAAAGAGAGGGAGAAGCGGGAGAGGCUGAGACAGAGAUAGAUUAUCAAAGGAAAACAACUCAUCCAUUAAAAAAAUUCAUAAUAAUUUAAUUUAAUUUAAUAAUAUCACAACCUACAUUCAAACAAACUCCAAAGGUGGUUUCAGAUUUGCACUCACCUCAUUCUCACAUGUUCCAAAGAAUAAUUUGCAGUAGAUAGUAAUUCAAAGUGGAUAUUACAAUAUUAGUAUGUUAUUAGUAACUAUAGUUACUAUAUUUUCAUGGCAUUUUCUAAAAUUCAUAAUAGAUCAUUCAUAGCAGUUACUGAAUAAUGCCUCUUAGAUACUGAAUUGUUCCUAUUAAUUACUAAAUAAUGCAUUUAUGAUGCUGGAUUGUUCAUAGCAGUUACUAAAUAAUGCAUUUUAAAUACUCAUAAAUAAAGUCACAACAGGUAAUAAAUAAUCAAUAGUAUCUAUUAAAAAAUAAAUACUGGCUACUGAAUAAUUUAUAGGGCUACUGAAUCCAUAAUUUCUACUAAAUAAUUUAUAGUAGCUGCUGAAUUAUAUAUAGUAUCUACUGAAUAACCAAUAGUAGCUGCUAGAUAAUUAAGGGUAGCUACUAAGUAAUUAAUAAUCACUACUGAAUAUUUCCUAAUAUGCAAUCCAUAGUAGUUGCUGAAUUAUUUAUAAUAGGUUCUAAAUACGUUAAACUCCAUGUAUUAGCUACUAAAACAUCCUUAAUAGCUACUGAAUAAUUCUAAGCAGCUACUAAACAUUUAUAGUAACUACUGGAUAAUUAAGCAAUAUUCACAGUGACCACAGAAUAAUGGUAUAUGGUAACGUCUUCUUUAAUCAUAACAGUAACUAAACCAUUAAAAUAGCUGCUAAUUUAUUCAUAGUAGCCACUAAAUUACUGUAUUUUUCACACUCUAAGACAUCUAAAAUCUGUUAAUUUUCCCAAAAAUCGGCAGUGUGCUUUUAAUCCGGUGUGUUUUAUGUAUAAAUUUUACUAGUCAGAUUGUAAGGAGCAGUAAAGCCACUCUGCUGAAGUACAGCGUUAUACAAGAGUUUCAGUUUGUAGUUCUCCAGGCCCGAUACUUGAGCAAUUAUUAGCAUUACCCGCUAAGCGCUAGCUCUUUCACUGUUCAGAGGUGAGUAUUAUCAGCUCCUAGACCCGGCUAGCACUGCUGGAGCGGUUAGCCGCUAAUGCUAGUGCUAAUGCUCCACUCUAUUGCUGGAGAAAUUCAGAAACCUAAGCUUACUGUAAACAAAAGAAAGCGUUUUACUCACCUUAAUAAACAGUUUUCAGGAGAGAAAUCUGUGUAGAUUAACUUCCAGCGCUCAUUUUUUAAAGUUCUAGGUCUAUUUUUUAAUACAGUUUUGUUUACUUAGCUUAGCUUUACUUAACAUAGCUAGCUACCUCCCCACCACCACCCAGCAGUGAGACCUGCUGCAUUAGAAGUUCCUUAUAGUAUCUUGUAAAAUGCGGUUUAUAAUCUAAUGUGUUUUAUGUAUGAAAUUAGACCAGAAAAUAGACGUUUAUUGAUAUGGUGCGCUUUAUAGUGCGAAAAAUAUGGUAUUCAUGUUAGCUGUAGAAUAAUCUGUAGCAAUUACGGAGUUAUUUAUAAUGGUAUUGCCUAAAUAAUAACACAUUUGUUUGGGUUAAAGUCAAAUUUCAAGCAGGAUCUGCAGUGCAGAGGGGACAAAAUAUGCUGUAUUAAUACAGACUGACCAACAGACCAACAAACAGACUUACACUAAAUACAAACACCCUAAGAAAUGUAAUGCUUUGAAUUAGCCUGAUUCUUAGUGUGCAUUAUUUGUCCAGGAAUAAAAUAAAUAGGAAUAAUAAAUAUAUCCUGCAUCAGCACAGGAUUGCAUUGCAGAGGCAAUGAUACAGCACAGGCAUACGUUAAAGAACCGAGAGGAUGAGGGACAGGGAGUGACUCAGUGCAGAACAGGACGGAACGUACGGCACAAAACGUUCUUUGAUGAAGGGAUUCACAUACAUCAAAAAACUGAGAGAGAGAGAGAGAGAGAAAGAGAGAGAGGGGUUGUUUCUGCUUACUGCACACUAAUCUGUAAGACCCUGGGGCUGGCUGACUCUGCCUGCGCAGCGCUCCAGUCCACAGAGGAAAAAAGACAGAAAAAAAGGAUGAAAAGCCCAGCACUGCUGAGCUGCUGACAUUCUGGGUGCCAUCAUAACCUCGCCACAGUACGCUGACCGCCUCCAGUCCACGCCAGGGCUGAUGGGUACCAUGCGCACAGACCCUGAGGGUUAUCAAAGGGCACCUAGAUCUGGGAGGCUAAUCAUGACUUAUGUAAUCAGCCUGUGUGGGAUUUUUUCAGGGGGAGGGGGAGUGUUAUUAUUAUAGCUCUUCUCACCCUGGAAAUACAUUUCAAACCUAUUCCUAAACACUGACUCAUAUACAGUUACCCUGUUCGAUUAUGACAAUGACUAUGAUAUAUGUAUGUGUAUGAAUCUUGGUGAAAUACACUGAGAUUUGCUGUAUUGUCUCUUUUUUGAAGAGAAACUAUUUGUAUCAUAUCACUAGAGCCAGCACUGGUGGAACACAGUAUUUGUGGGUUGCCUGUCCAGGCAAUAUAUGUCAAUAAAUGUUACUUUUU